CUCUGCUGAAGCUGUGUGUUGCUGUUCAGACUGGCUGCACCUGAGCAGAGCAAACUGUUCUGCUGAGCUUCAGUCAGGUAUGUCAGUCUUUCUGUGCAGCAGCUAACCUGCUGUGUGAGUUGGAGGAAAUGGGUGUUCAUAUAAAAAAACUGGCUAGCUGCAAGUAUUAAACAAUCAGGACACACCAACACACAAAGCAGCUCUUGGAUAUGCCACAAGAACAGAACUGGGAGUGAUAACAGCUUUCUGAGCACCUGUCCUGCUUUGUCAAUUUGUGUACCUCCUGUAUGAAGUCUGUCAAACAAGUGGACAGGCACAGGGCUGUGGUCUGGGGGGUGUAUGAAGGCAUUCUGAAGUCCUUCUACAAAUGCUUUUAGUUGUGAAGUUAAACAUUAGAAGUGGAAGAGAUGACAACUUUCUUCUGUUGCUUACAUGAAAGUCUCUCUAAAUUCAAAGCAUAAUCAAGAUGAUUGUGCUCUGUUGGUACUAUUUGUAAGGUUCUUCAGUGUCAAAACUUGCAGUCAGGUGCUGAAGGAUGAUUACAGUGUGAAGCACCUUUAAUUUCCGUGAAUCCUCUUGCAAGCAGCCGUUUGAAUUUGUCUCUGGAACAUAAGGCACUGAAAGCAUUAGGUUUCACAAAACUGAAAAACGUGCAUCUAAUUGCAUGAGUUCAGUGUGUCUCUGAGGCUGUUGCUGCUGAGUUUCAGGAGUCUCCUCAGAUCAUCACCGUCUCCUUUCUUCCAUAACCAGCUUUGCUAAACUGCUUGUCCACGUGAGCUACCUUUACAUGCAUGGCUGCUUGACUGAAGACCAUUCUUGCUGCUUUUGAAGCCUGUGAUCUCUGGGGAAGGAGCACCAGCCACUGUGUGGGUUUCUUACGUUAAAGAGCUGCAUUCUGAAUGGAAUAGCACACCAAUUUCAAGAGCAAAGUACGCCCUGUUCCAUGGUUCAGCUUCACCCAUCUGAUGCGUUGAUUCCACUCUGGUUGAAAAAUAACCCUUCAGCUUCUGCAAGUAAAGAGCAGUCGGUUUUAUAAGUAACCUAUAAUCUCUUAGCAAUGUGCUCAAAGGCAGAGAGGGGUUCAAGUUAGUUUUUCCUUAUGCAUGCUAGGGCUGGAUGAGGGUAUAUUUAAGCUAGGCUGUUUUCCAUGUGUUUGCUCCUUUGUCCCCUUGCACUGGGAACUAAACACUCUUCCUGUGAGUACCACAGGGCUGUGCACAGGAGCAGGAGUGAAAGGCCGAGAGAAAGCAGUGUGCUGACAUUGUCUGUUUUCCAGCUGUUUGUCCUGCAGGGCCUGAAACUGAAAGGAUUUUUGUUCUGAUGCAUCCCGGCCAUUAUCUCUUGUAAUUAAAAAAUGGGAUUACAGCCUGUUUUCAUCACAGCGAGUUCCUCACGAGUGUUAUGUAAGAGCCUUUAUUGUUUCUUAAAAGCUGUGGGAUAGGUAUUUAUUUCUACUGAGAGAAUAUCAUGUAAUCACUGCUUAUAAGAACUGAGUCCUACACAAACUGCCUCAGGCCAUUUAAACACACUAACCUUUAUUUUAACAACUGCUUCAUUUUAUUCAAAUCGUGGGGAAAAAUCUCUAUUUAUACCUCAGUGAGAUGUUCUCAUAACCUAAUGAUCUCUCCUUGGGGUUACUUGGAGUGUUCCUUUUUCAAAGCAAACUAACUGAACAGCAGUCUGCCUCUUUUUAACAGUUGUUCUUCAUUUCUCAGUUGUUAGGUAAGUUCAGAAACCUUAUUGCUUGCUUUUCAUACGGCAAAAGUGAACCAUAGACAGCAGAACAAAGUAGAAUUAGACUCAGCUUUGGAACCUGGUCCAGCGUGGCCUGGAUUUGGCAGCUGGUGCCUGACCUCAGGACCCUUCAGGCUGAGUACUAUUCACAGUGCACUGUGUGGUGGCAGUCUGGCAUUCAGACUUUUCCUCUGCAGCCUUAAACACAGCUUGUUACAGCGCAGACAGAGCUGCAGGGGAAGCUGAUGGAGACUGCCUCAAACAGAGAUGUGUUCUGAUGCUGUAGUUCUAAUGCUGUAGUUGCUGGGCACUGAUGAGCUUAGUUCCCUCUGUAAUUUAGUUAUUAUUAUUAGGUUAGAUGUGUUGUAAAUCCAAUAGCAUCUAUAGUGCUACACUGGUCAUUCGGUGGUAGCAAAGUACAUCCAAGUGCAGCAGUGGGAAUUAACAUUUUGCCACCAGCAGAGUGGUUAAACAUUAACGCUGUCUUCUGACUUUGUCUUUAAUAACCCAGAGAAGUACUAUGCUUACAUGUUUAGUUUGCAUUGUGAGCUGCUCCUUGGAGUCUUGGUUCAGUUGCUUGUGCAGCGGUGCAGUAACCUGUGAGCUGGACAGCUGGCCUGUGCUGGAACUUGGCAUCUUCUGUUUGCCUUGUGUUUCCAGCUCCACUGAGCUACUGACCUCAUUUGAUAAAAACUUCAGGGUGGCAUUGCUGUAUCAAGUGAUACAGCAAGUGCAGCUUGUGAAUACAAACUCAGUAUGGUUGUUUAAUGGAAGUUUUGUGAAUGUGUGUUGAAAUGCAGGGUCAUUUUGGCAAGCUGCUUCCUCCCACUGUGCCUCUCAGUGUCCAGUCCUGCUGUCAUCCAGUAAGUGUUGGGAUAGCUGGGUAUAACAAGGAAUAGAAUAAUUGUGUACCAGCAAAAGCAGAUUGUAAUCAUUAUCAGAAGUGUAGUGUGGGUUAACAGUGCACUUUGUAGUUUUGAGCCUGGGCUUCAUUAGCAUUCUGGCAUUUUGUAUUGGUUCUGUGUAUCUCCCAAGCUUUGUACAGAUUGCUGCUGGGAGGUAUGGAAGAAAUGUGGCAUCUGUUUGCAGAAGGGAAAUGGUGGCAUCCAAUGGUUGGCUGAAUUUGUCUUAACUUGUGCACUGAAUUUCUAGAUACAGAAAUCUGAAUUACUCACCACUGGUACCUCCAGAGGCAAAUGCAUCUGACCACCCCCAGAUUCUUGUAGGAUGAAUUGCUCUCUGGAUAUUGCCAUUUUUUUCCAUGGACUGUAAAGAUAAUCAUGGAUGACGAGCUCAAAUUUGAGCUUUUAAACAUUCAGUUUAGAGAUGAUGCAUCCUAUGUAAAGUGACCCAUCCAGGAGUAUGAGGGAAGCUUCUGGAACACAGUAUUAAACUCAGAGCAUUCCGGCUCCAUUUAGUUUUAUUGUUAAAUUACUGUCAGUAAAAACUGUCAGUUAAAGUUUUAGAGUUUUAAUUUUUCUCAAAACUGUGUAAACAUUUUGCCUUGAAAAUGAUCUGAUGUUGGCUUUCCAUCAAGUCUGGCAGAAUUCCUAUCUGUGAACAGAGAUGGAGCACUGCAAUCCUCAUCCAUGUUUUAGGGGAGUCCUGAUUUCUUUUCAGUUGUGAACUCUAUCAGCAAUUUCCAGUUUGAGCAUGGAUUGAUCUUGUACACAGCGUCCUGCACUGAGGGCUAAUAGGUAAAAGUAAAAGGUAAGGUAAAAGUCCUAAGAGCCAAUUUGUUCGCUUCCACUGAGAAGUCUCCGCCAAACUAACAAGCCUUACACCUGUCAAGUUACCUUUUCUCACUGUCCUCCAGUUUGCAAGACCUGGGGCAAAGUAAUUCACCUUCCAGAGCAAAGAUCCUUGACAGAAAAUCGUGCAGGUCUUUAAUAGCCCCAGGACCAGCUGGGUUUGCAUCCGCACUUACAGCACAAGGUAUCACCAAAUGCAGGAGGGGGCAGACCUGCUGACGGUCACACUGCCUUGCUGAUGAAGAUAAAGAGCCAACCAGGACCUGGAAACAAGCACCUGAAAAGAUGCUGGCGUUGUUUGAAACUGGAUGGAGAGAUGAAUCAUGCUGAGACAACUUACAGGAAGAGCUGUCCUGUGGAAAUCCUCAGUUGCACAGUACCCAAUGUUCACCAGGAGAUCACACUCCUUUGCUGGAGCCGGGGGCUGCCGGUUCAGCUGGAAACCGCAGUGCUUCUGGAUGACGUUUUCCCCUCCUCCCACUGAAUCAGCCUUCUAUUUACCCACUGGAAUGCAAAGUAACAGGACACCCUGACAUGAACAACCUGGAGGAAGGGGUGGAGUUCCUCCCUGCCAUGAACUCCAAGAAGAUGGAGAAGCGUGGCCCGAAGCGAAGGGUAGUUGUGGCCAUUCUGAUCAUUGCUUUUCUGCUCAUCUCCCUUGUCACUGGCCUCCUGGUUUGGCACUUCAAAUACAGGAACGCUCCUGUGCGGAAAGUCUUCAACGGCCACCUGCGAAUUCUGAACUGGGAAUUCAUCGAUGCCUAUGAGGACUCCAGUUCUCCAGACUUCAUCAUGCUGGCUAAGAAGGUGAAGAGCACGGUAGAAGAUAUCUACAGGAGUCAUCCAGAUAUUGGUCCUUACCAUAAGGAGACAGUAAUCACUGCGUUCAGCGAAGGCAGUGUCAUUGCCUACUACAUGUCAGAGUUCAUCGUCCCCAAGUACUGCGAGGAGAAGCUUGACAGCGCCAUGGCAGACAGGCAGAAUUUGGUGCAGAGGCUGAACCCACGGCUGCGAAACCCCAUGCUGAGGGUGGAGUCGGUCAUCGCUUUCCCUGCCGACCCCAGCAUCGCUCAGAGUCCUCGGGACAAUAGUUGCCUUUUCACCCUCCACGCCAAGGAAGGGGAGAUCACCAGUUUCACCACGCCAGGGUUCCCCCACAGCCCGUACCCCAACAAUGCACGCUGCUACUGGACACUGAGGGCAGAUGCCAACUCCAUCAUCAGCCUGACCUUCAAGACACUGGACUUGGAGCAGUGCACAGACAGCAGUGACUACAUCAAGGUGUAUAACUCUCUGAGCCCUGUGGAGCCCCAUGCUUUGGUGAGGCUCUGUGGGAACUAUGCUCCUUCGUACAACCUGACCUUCCUGUCCUCCCAGAACGUUAUGCUCGUCACAUUGAUUACCAACAAGGAGGGGAGAUUCCCUGGCUUCAAGGCUGAAUUCUUCCAGCUCCCAAAGAUGAAAGCGUGUGGUGGGACUCUAAGAGGAGAGAGUGGCACUUUCACCACUCCCUAUUACCCAGCACACUACCCACCAGCCACGGACUGUGUCUGGAACAUAGAGGUUCCCUCUAAAAAGAACGUGAAGGUGCGUUUCAAUAUGUUCUUUGUGCUGGAGCCCGGGGUCCCAGUCAGCUCCUGCACCAAGGACUAUGUGCAGGUCAACAACACAAGGUACUGCGGGGAACGUUCCCAGUUUGUGGUGGCCAGCAGCACCAACAAGAUAGCAGUGUAUUUCCACUCAGACCGUUCCUACACAGACACUGGUUUCUCUGCAGAAUACCUGUCCUACGACUCCAGCGACCCCUGCCCUGGCAAGUUUGCCUGCAACACCGGGCGCUGCAUUGAGAAAAGCAUGCGCUGCGACGGCUGGUUGGACUGCGUGGAUGGCAGUGAUGAGCGGUCCUGCACCUGUACCGACCAGCAGUUCAAGUGCCAGAAUGGCUGGUGCAAGCCCAAAUUCUGGCUCUGUGACAACGUGAACGACUGCGGUGACAACAGCGAUGAGUUGCAGUGCAGUUGUGCAAACGACAGCUUCAAGUGCAGCAAUGGGAAGUGCAUCCUCAGCACACAGAAGUGUGAUGGCAAGGACGACUGCGGAGAUGGGAGCGACGAGGGCACCUGCAGCAAAGCAGCCCAGUCAACAGUUGCCUGCAAAGAGUACACAUACAAGUGUCGCAAUGGACUCUGCAUCAGCAAGCAGAACCCAGAGUGUGAUGGGCAGAAUGACUGUGAAGACAAUUCUGAUGAGGACAACUGCAACUGCGGGACCCGCUCCUACGUUAGGAAAUCACGGAUUGUUGGUGGGCAGAACUCAGAUGUGGGAGAGUGGCCGUGGCAGGUCAGCCUCCAUGCCAAGAGCCAGGGCCACGUCUGCGGAGCCUCGCUCAUCUCAGAGAGCUGGCUGGUGUCAGCAGCACAUUGCUUCCUGCAGAUUCAAGGCAUCAGGUACUCAGAUGCCAGCCUGUGGACAGCCUACCUGGGCCUGACCAACCAGAGCAAACGCAACGAUGCCAACGUGCAAAUGAGGCAAAUCAAGCGCAUCAUCUCCCACCCCUACUUCAAUGACUACACCUACGACUACGAUAUUGCUGUCCUGGAGCUGCAGAGCCCUGUCACCUUCUCCUCUGUCGUCCAGCCCAUCUGCCUGCCCGAUUCCACACACAACUUCCCCGUGGGCAAGGACCUGUGGGUGACCGGAUGGGGAGCGACUGUGGAAGGAGGCAGUGGAUCCACCAUCUUGCAGAAGGCAGAAAUCCGGGUUAUUAAUCAGACUAUCUGCAACCAGCUGCUGACCGACCAGCUGACGCAGCGCAUGAUGUGUGUGGGGGUCCUGACGGGCGGCGUGGACGCGUGCCAGGGAGACUCAGGAGGGCCCCUGGUCAGCGUGGAGGACAGCGGGCGGAUGUUCCUGGCUGGCGUUGUGAGCUGGGGCGAUGGCUGUGCACAGAGAAACAAGCCUGGAGUCUACAGCCGGCUGACAGCCCUGCGGACGUGGAUCAAGGAGCAGACGGGGCUCUAGGGGCUCUGUGCACAACCCCCAGCCACAGCCACCUCCUGCACAGCACCGCCUGGGCACAAUGCAGGGCUGUGAGGCACUGCCUGAGGAGCUGCCUCCAGUGUGAGCCUCUACCUCACCGCCUCCAAGACUCCCAACCCUGGGCUGCUGGGUGAGCGCAGCCCUCAGUACUUCGUCCUCCCAAAGCCACGUCUCCACCUCUUGAUUUCUCUCUGAUGGGGAAGCGAAGGCGGUUCCCAACCCAACCCUGAAUGAGCAGUCAGGGAACAGAGAAUUACCAAAAUUUCAACUUUAUUUAAAAAAAAAAAAACAAAAAAAAAAACUUAAAAAAAAAAUUAAAAAAAAAAAAAAAAAAAGAAAAAAACACUCAGUGUUUUUCGAAGCAAGCUUCCUGGGAGAGGUUCAAAACAGUCUCUCAUCAUCUAUUUCAUCUCAUUCAUUUAUCUCAUUAAAUUGUUUUUAAAUUGUCAUCUGCAAUCUUCCAUCUGGUCUUCAGUGAUGAGGGGGGAGAAGCUGUCAGCCUGUGUCCAGCUUGGCUUCUGCUCUUCUGUCCAUGCAACGCUGCGUAAGGAGCCCAGGGCUGCAGCACUGAGGGAGAGAAGCAGAGCUGCAAUGUGGCUGUGGAGGGAAACCUGGAAAAGGCAGGGCCCUGCCCCGAGAGCAGAGAAAUAGGCAUUACCUUCUCCUCGUGCUUCACGUUGCUCCUUGGUUGCUCCAUUCCCACUGCACUGAGGUGCUGCACUGCGCCGUGACUUCGUCCUCACAGGGAGAUCCCAGGGACAGACAGGGGUGUUCCCACAGCUUGGCCCCUGCAGAAACAAAACAGGUUAGCUGGGCCUGCUCCCCAGCUGUCGGAUCCCCCACUCUUUUUACCUGUUUUAAGGAAAAAAAUGCAACCCUGUGACUGCUGAAUGUGAUUUCUUUUUCCUGUGUAGCCCAGUCCUGACCCCAGGAGAACACACUCCCAGUGAAUGUAGUUAAAUCUUUAUCUGUAAAUACAUUAUUUUUUUUUUGUAAGACUCUCUAUGAAAUGGAAGUGCUCUAAUAAACUGGGAUAUUUUAUAA
Tympanuchus pallidicinctus (lesser prairie-chicken) is the source of this 7568-nucleotide messenger RNA. RefSeq names its product ST14 transmembrane serine protease matriptase (gene ST14). The coding region runs from base 4020 to 6506 and encodes 828 amino acids. Lineage: Eukaryota; Metazoa; Chordata; Aves; Galliformes; Phasianidae. The record is from RefSeq and is a predicted model, not a curated record. The transcript is spliced from 20 exons. Gene Ontology annotation, cellular component: membrane. Gene Ontology annotation, molecular function: serine-type endopeptidase activity; protein binding. Gene Ontology annotation, biological process: acrosome reaction; proteolysis.